CUCCUCCGUAAUUUACCGCAAAGGAGAAGCAGCAGCCAGACGGCAACAAGAAGAAGAAGAAGAAGGGGCAGACAGAGACUGUGCUUCUUCUUGACCUAUCCUAUUCAUACAUCUCCAGACAUCCUCCUUUUCUCCUCCUCCUCUCACCAGCCACUGAUCCGACCACAAGAUGGCUUUCCGCUCUACCGUCCCCCGACUGGCCAAGAAUGCUGCGCUAGACGCAGUGCUCAAGAAGAGCCCCUCGGACGUGGUAUUCACUACCGCACUACGGACACCCAUCGCCAGGAUGAACAAGGGCUUCAAACACGCCUACCCAGAGGAGCUCCUGGCCCACGUCUACCAGCGCACCCGCGAGCGUCUGGAAGCUCGCGGUGUCGACAUCUCCAUCAUCGAGGACAUCUGUGCCGGCACGGUCCUCGCCGAGCUGGGCGGUGCCAAGUCCGGCCGUCUAGCCGCGCUGCACGCGGGGAUGCCCAUCACCUCUGCCUACCGCACUACGAAUCGGCAGUGUGCCUCUUCCGUUCAGUCCAUUACCGACAUUGGGUCUGCUAUCCAAACAGGCGCAAUCCGAGUGGGUAUUGCAGCAGGAUUUGAGAGUAUGAGUAAAGAUUGGGAGACAAAGGCGAUCCCCGUGAAGCUCUCGCCAGCAAUGGCAAAAUCGCCCAAUCAGGAUGCAAGGGACUGUCUGAUGAGCAUGGGUAUGACUUCGGAGAAUGUAGCAGAGCGCUUUGGUGUUGGUCGUCAGCGCCAGGACGCCUUUGCGGCUCAAUCUCACGCCCGCGCUCAUGCUGCUCAGGAGGAUGGCAGGUUGGCUCAGGAGAUUGAACCCAUCGAGGUGCGCUGGGUGGAGGAGGAUGGGACAGAGACUACACGCCUGAUCUCCAAGGACGAAGGGAUCCGCCAUGGCACUACAGCCGAGAAGCUCUCUCAGCUCAAGCCCGUCUUCAAGCCCGAUGGAUGCUCCACUGCGGGAAAUUCUAGCCAAGUCUCGGAUGGAGCAGUGGCACUGACCAUGGCUAGGAGGGAUGUGGCCGAGGCGGCUGGUAUGGAAAUCCUGGGCAAGUGGGUAGCAACGAGCACAAUGGGUGUCAAGCCAGACGAGAUGGGAAUUGGACCCGCCAGGUCAACGCCUAAGCUCCUUACCAGGCUCGGACUGGACGUAAAGGACAUUGACCUUUGGGAGAUCAACGAAGCCUUUGCCUCUCAAGCACUCAUGACCCUCGAUGCGCUCAAGAUUUCCGAAGAAAACGUAAAUGUAAAAGGAGGCGCCAUUGCUCUAGGCCAUCCACUCGGCGCAUCCGGCGGACGAUUGACGACGAGUCUUUUGAGUGAACUUCGUCGUACGGGAAAACAGACGGGAGUGGUCAGCUUGUGCUGCGGAACUGGGUAUGGAGUUAGUGCAUUGAUCGUUGCGGAGUAG
Molecule: messenger RNA, 1420 nt
Organism: Microstroma glucosiphilum
Lineage: Eukaryota; Fungi; Basidiomycota; Exobasidiomycetes; Microstromatales; Microstromataceae
Product: putative acetyl-CoA C-acyltransferase precursor
Exons: 3
Coding region: 170-1420 (416 amino acids)
Biological process (GO): phenylacetate catabolic process; fatty acid beta-oxidation
Cellular component (GO): peroxisome
Molecular function (GO): acetyl-CoA C-acyltransferase activity
Source: RefSeq, a predicted model, not a curated record